This is a messenger RNA of Ceratotherium simum simum (southern white rhinoceros), 1413 nucleotides long. It is a transcript of the gene UFD1, whose product is annotated as ubiquitin recognition factor in ER associated degradation 1. The record is from RefSeq and is a predicted model, not a curated record. Gene Ontology annotation, cellular component: VCP-NPL4-UFD1 AAA ATPase complex. Gene Ontology annotation, molecular function: polyubiquitin modification-dependent protein binding. Gene Ontology annotation, biological process: ERAD pathway; ubiquitin-dependent protein catabolic process. Lineage: Eukaryota; Metazoa; Chordata; Mammalia; Perissodactyla; Rhinocerotidae.
CCGGUACUUCCGGUGAGCCUCCCCGCGGUCGGAGCCGAGGAGGCGGCGGCGGCUGUGAGGAGAGCGGUCGGCGGGCUGCCAUCGUUACGUUCCCUGGGCGAAGCGGCGGCAGCGAGGCAGAGGUGUCCAUCAUGUUUUCUUUCAACAUGUUUGACCACCCGAUUCCCCGGGUCUUCCAGAACCGCUUCUCCACACAGUACCGCUGCUUCUCCGUGUCCAUGCUUGCGGGGCCUAAUGACAGGUCAGAUGUGGAGAAAGGAGGGAAGAUAAUUAUGCCGCCUUCAGCCUUAGAUCAACUCAGCCGACUCAACAUUACCUACCCCAUGCUGUUCAAACUGACCAACAAGAACUCGGACCGCAUGACGCACUGCGGUGUGUUGGAGUUUGUGGCUGACGAGGGCAUCUGCUACCUCCCACACUGGAUGAUGCAGAAUUUGCUGUUGGAAGAAGGGGGCCUGGUUCAGGUGGAGAGUGUCAACCUUCAAGUGGCCACGUACUCCAAAUUCCAGCCUCAGAGCCCUGACUUCCUGGACAUCACCAACCCCAAAGCAGUAUUAGAAAAUGCAUUGAGAAACUUUGCCUGUCUGACCACCGGGGAUGUGAUUGCCAUUAACUACAAUGAGAAGAUCUAUGAACUUCGGGUAAUGGAGACCAAGCCUGACAAGGCCGUGUCCAUCAUCGAGUGUGACAUGAAUGUGGACUUUGAUGCUCCCUUGGGCUACAAAGAGCCUGAAAGACAAGUCCAGCACGAGGAGUCAACUGAAGGCGAAGCUGACCACAGCGGCUAUGCUGGAGAGCUGGGCUUCCGUGCCUUCUCCGGCUCCGGGAAUAGACUGGAUGGGAAGAAGAAAGGUGUAGAGCCCAGUCCCUCCCCAAUCAAGCCCGGAGACAUUAAAAGAGGCAUUCCCAAUUAUGAAUUUAAACUUGGUAAGAUCACUUUCAUCAGAAAUUCACGUCCACUGGUCAAAAAGGUUGAGGAGGAUGAAGCUGGAGGCAGAUUCAUCGCUUUCUCUGGAGAAGGACAGUCGUUGCGUAAAAAGGGAAGAAAGCCAUAAGUUGGGACUGUUGGCUGAUUGGAAAAUAAAAUAAUCAAUUGCAACAUAAUGGCUUUUAGUUACUGGCUGUGACGGAGAUGAGACUAUCACAGAGGAUGCUGUGUCACUUUAGGUUUAUUUAGAGUUCCUGAGAAUUACUGAGUUUGACCUGGAUGUGGAACAGCAGGACUUCACAGUUGUGUGCUUGAAUUGGGAAAAGAGAAAGCUGUCUCUGAGGUUUCUUCUUUGCCAUCUCUCACUUUCAGCCCUGGGUGCGCUCCCACUGCCUCAACGGACGCAGAGUUCCCUAAUUCCUGAUAAAAACUGGUAGAGGGGAUUAAAUUGCUCUAACCUGUGGUGUUCUCUCUUUUUUCAUUUA